Helianthus annuus (common sunflower) is the source of this 1200-nucleotide messenger RNA. Its product is annotated as CXXC motif containing zinc binding protein. Gene Ontology annotation, molecular function: zinc ion binding. The coding region runs from base 504 to 1019 and encodes 171 amino acids. Lineage: Eukaryota; Viridiplantae; Streptophyta; Magnoliopsida; Asterales; Asteraceae. The record is from RefSeq and is a predicted model, not a curated record. The transcript has 4 exons.
CUUGUUUUUUUUUUUUUUUUUUUUUUUUUUUUUUUUUUUGCAGCCGCUGCCCUUUUGCCUUUGUCCUUUCCAGGGGGGAUGUACCUCCUCUCGAACUAAGUUCUCUUCGUCGUGAAAUUCCGGCUUGUCGUUUAUAUUUAUCUGACAUCGUGCGUUCGAGCCCCCGCACUAUAACUUCCAGCCUCCGAGGUUUUCGUCCAGUUUAAAAAGUGGCGGUGAAUUGUGAUUAUUUAUAAAGAAAUUAAAUAAUUUUUUUAAUAAACAAGGGGAAUUUUUCUUUGAAAUUUGACCCGGCUUGGGCGUCGUAAGGAGGACGGGGACAAGCCUAGGGGCGGUGUGUAGGCCCGACGCUGCAUCGAGCGUAGUCUAAUAACUUUACAUAGAUAACGGUAACGGUAAUUCCAAACGGUGCUGAAAAAUACCCACAGUUCCUGCAAACAAAACAAAAGCAUCAUUUCAUUUCAUUUCCACUCGAAGAAUCAUUCUCCAGAGUGUGUGAAAAUAUGGUGAACUUCAUGCUGUACAUCACUGCAGAGCUCGAAAAUCUCACAAACUUUCAGCCAAAAGGCGGUGUUGAUGAUCCUAACUUCACCUACUACUUCAAGUUGAAGUGUGAAAACUGUGGUGAGGUGACUGAUAAAGAGACAUGUGUAAGCCUGAGCGAGGAACUUCCUCUGGUAAAAAAGGGCACCACCAAUCUUAUCCAAAAGUGUAAGUUCUGUAAAAGGGAAGGAACUGUUACUAUGAUCCCGGGCCGAGGCUCUCCGCUUACUCAUGAAGACAGUGAGACCGGAAAGCAUGCUCCGUUAAUGGUAUUUGACUGCAGGGGUUUUGAACCGUUGGAUUUUGCAUUCAGCAGUGGAUGGAAAGCUGAAUCUCUUGAAGGAACCAAGUUUGAGGAUAUUAAUCUGGAUGGAGGGGACUUUGCUGAGUAUGACGAGAAGGGCGAAUGUGGGGUGAUGAUCUCUAACGUGCGUUCAAUGUUCAAAGUGGUUGACUUGAGUAAGAAAAAUCUCUAGAUAAGUAAUGUCUUUCGACAUAUGCAUUGGAACUGAUAAUUUGCAGACUUGUGAAUUCUCUGCUGUUGACUUGAACUUGCGGUUCUCGUUUUAUGAUGUAAAAAAAAAGCUGGCAACUGUUGACGCGAGUGUUAUGUGUGAUGAAUGAUCUCUUUAGGGUCGAAUUGCUUAGCUUGCUUGA